Messenger RNA from Salvelinus sp. IW2-2015, 2133 nucleotides. Its product is annotated as chromobox protein homolog 8-like. NCBI's taxonomy places the organism in Eukaryota, Metazoa, Chordata, Actinopteri, Salmoniformes, Salmonidae. Gene Ontology annotation, cellular component: PRC1 complex. Gene Ontology annotation, biological process: negative regulation of transcription by RNA polymerase II. The record is from RefSeq and is a predicted model, not a curated record.
GUACCAGUCAGAGGGAGCGCGCUUGACUAAAGCACGCGCCAGGCAGUGAUGUGUCGCAGAUUUUUAAAACUCAGAAAGAGAACCUAAAAUACCGCUCAACUAUCUAAUACGUGCAUGUGAGUAAGUGAUAAAGACUCCGAGAAUAGAAACGGGUUGUAGAGUAGGCAAAAAACUUGUUUUAGCCGCUGCAGUGAGUUUUGGGGAUUUGGGGGGGAUUUUUCUUGGAAAGAACGAGAAACAUUUCGCGUUCCCUGUUUGAGCGUGCGACUAGCAGCCUAGGAGCGAUGGAACUGUCAUCUAUAGGCGAACAAGUGUUUGCAGUUGAAUCAAUAACCAAGAAGAGAGUCAGAAAGGGUAAUGUGGAAUACUUACUGAAGUGGCAGGGAUGGCCACCAAAGUACAGCACCUGGGAACCAGAGGACCACAUACUGGACCCACGCCUGGUGCUGGCUUAUGAAGAGAAGGAGGAGAAGGACCGAGCCCUGGCAUACCGCAGGAAAGGACUCAGACCACGGAGACUUGUCUUACGGAAUAUCUAUGCCAUGGACCUCCGUAGUGCACACAAAGUCCCAGAUACCCCUCGUCUGCGCCUCUCCCUUACCCGCUCCAUGGGCUCCGAGCUGGACCAGGGCAGUCUGCCAUWCAGGGCGGGGGAGGGAGGGAGCGUCUACCGCCGCCUGGCAAGACGCAAGAACAAGCAGAGGGUGUCCAAACCUGUGUCUGACAACAAUUCCCUUCAACCACUGACCCGCAUACAGGACCCCAUGGAGCAUGAAUGGCAAGGCGCAGAGGAGAGACCGGAAUCAGAGUUAACAACAGACACACGGCAUAGCCGGUCAGAGUGCAGCUCUCCCAUGAUGGAGCAGGAGGUGGAGUCGACGACUGACAGAGUGGAGAGUUGUGGUUCCGCACUGGGCUCUGGAGAUGAGACAUUGGGGGGUGGGGCCUUGUUGACGGUGACAGGGGCAGGGUACAGCUCAGACGGUGGGACCUCUGAAACUGGACAGGAACAAAUGGAUAGGACUGACCAAUCAGAGAGCUGUGUUUCUGCAGAGGGACCAAAAUACCUUAACAUUAGCAAUAGGUUAGUGGACAGUGCCACAGAAGUGGAAUUGGGGACAGAUACCUUGAUUGACAAGGUAGAAAGGUUAGGCACAGCUAAUGCUAUUGAGAGGGUAGAGGGGUUGGGGACAGAUUAUUUUAUUGACAGGGUAGAGGAGAUGGGGACACAUAUUCUGAUUGACAGGGAUAGCACUUCAGUGGUGGAUGUUGGAGAUGAAACCGUGUCUGAUGGUUCAGUGGUCUGUACCGAUGUUGAGGUUGCAGAGGAAGUGGUGGAGAAUGACACAAAACAGCAAGGUGAAGAGGUUGUGACACAGUGUCCAGACAGUAGUGGCACAGAAGUGAAUCCUGGCAAAGUGAUUGUGACCGAUGUGACUAUCAACUCUUUGACCGUAACUUUCAAAGAGGCCUUGGCAGCUGAAGGGUUUUUUAAGGGCUGAAUGACAAGAGUUCUGAGAGAGGAUUAGAGAACAUGUGAGGUUAUACAUGAAAUGCAGCCCAUAUGUUGAGUUUACCACUUAGGAACAUGUUUAGAUAAACAACCACAAUAUAAUUUGUCAUUAAAGAUGCUUACAAAGCCUAUGAGAGUAAAUUGAUACCAAUUACUAGGGUUUUGGUGAGGUAUUGUACCUUAGAGAAUUGGGUGGUAAUUUUCACAUUGUGUUUGGUUCUGGAAAGAAGAUUAGUAAGAGGAUGAGGAAAGAUGGAUGAGGGAGAGAGCAGUUGACUCCUGAAUGUCAUAUUUAUAACAUUACUACUCCAACAUCUCUUAUUCCAGGAGGCUCAUUUCGGUUGCUCUUUUUUCUAACGCUUUUGUAUUAAGUCGUCUGUCUUCCUCAGUAUUAACAGUAAGUUCUGCAUGUCCCGUAUGUCAUGCACACCCUUGUCCUCCAUUCGAUUUUUUUGUUUGAUUUCUAUAACAAGGAAAUAGAAAGGAGAAGGAAUGCCUGGAGGGAUAGAAGUUUAAGCAUUUCAAGAUGAAGGCUGGCUGCGUUGAGUAUUGUUGUUUUUAUUUUACUUCUCAAAUUGAAAGAGCCUACCUGAUUCUAUUUUUGUAUUACCAUUUGAUAG